UUUAUAUUGUUUUGGUGAGCUUAAUUCUAAGGUUAUUAAAAUAUCGGUAUAAAGUCAGCAAUGUUCUUCCUUGUUGAAUAUUUUUUUCUGAAGGUGGUCAGCAUCUAUUGAAGAUUCUCUGUUGCACUUGUUUUAGUGUGGCAGAGAGUUUUCUGUUUCAAGGUUUGUGGCCUGCUACGCCAGUGGAACCAACCUUGGCAUUCACCACAAGUCUGAUGGAAUUUACCCUGGCACUUGUGAUGGAAUGCCAAGUUUCCAUUUUUGAUCUUGUGAAGGCCUUAGACUUCUACUCCCACCCUCUCAUAAAGAAAAGGAAGAUAUAUGACCAAUUUAUUGACAGCUUUGAGGAAUUCAGGUAUCAUGUAAAGGCUCUCCAGUGUUUUACUGAAAAUGAGGUUUGCCCACUCAGGCGUCCAGUUUGUCCUGCUUGUCCCAAGUUCUCAGCACCUCAGACGCAGCCUGACACUUCCACUGGUGCCAGUGAAGGUAAUGAAGUUGAGCUGUUUGACAACUCCAACAAACUCGUUUGUCGGGGUGUUGUAACUGCUCAAGCCAUGGUACACGGCCGGGCACUGAAAACCGGAUGGGCCGCAGUGAUGAUACAGGAUAUCUUGUCAAAGGGAAAAGUGGAGCCAUGGCAAGAAUAUCCCACCCAUUCUGGGGAAGUAGAAGAAGGGAGUUUUGUCGCCUGGCCGACUGCUUACAUCCAACCGCGACGAGAAGCUCUGCAAACUGCCCGGCCGAAACAAAACCUUUCGGAGACGCAGGGUUUAAAGGAUGCCCUUCAUCUCGACAAGUUUGUCUCUCCCGGGACAAUAAUGUCCAGGGAUAGACAGCUACGAAGUAGAAAGUGAAAACAUUAUGAUUCCACUAUUGCGCCAUUUUACCAUAUUUGGACAUGAGAACGCGCAAAUCAUGAGCCUGUAAUGCCCCGGUUUGACUGUUUUAGAACAGAGCAAAUACGGACGGAAAGCGUAGAGCAACAAAAUGGUUGGACAAAAGGGAGCAAAAUUGACUUGUUUACGUCCUUUACGCUUGACUUUUAAGCGACGACCUUUCGACGGGAACGCAUUUUUUUAACUCAACAGAAGGAAACUUGCGAGGACAUUUAAUUCUUUUUGUUUGUGUUGUUUUCGUCAUUCGCGCACGCUUCAUAAGAUCGAUAAGAUUCUCAGGCGAUGGAGGUUGUAUUUCAAAAACUAGGUGCCAAAAUGCUAGAAAAUGGCGCAAUAAUGAAAUAAUAAAUCCCUUAUUGGAUGGUUUAACAUGUAAUACGUCCGGACAUUUAGCUCGUUUUGCUACGCAACUCGCAAAAUACCCGCGCGUAUUAUAUGUUAAACCAUCCAAUAAGGUGUAUGUAACGGUUCACUGUAAAGUUAAGCAACCACACAGAGGACGACAACGAAAAUGCAAUGUGGGAGGCUAACCUUUCCUUCUGGAAAUUUCAUUGAGACUCUUGAAACUAUUUACAUUCAUAGAAUGGUGCUGACAAAGACAUAAAGCUUUAUUUGAGGUUAUUCGUGUUGUUUCUUUGUACAGUUUAGCAGAUUGCAAAACACAUGUGCAGGUCUUUGCCCUGCAGUGUUCUUCCUCCCCUUCUCUUAAGCGAUGUUCUCGUUGCCAACGCUGUUGUGGUUGCGUAAAUUCCCUAUUGUAAAGAAAAAAUGCAGUUUGCAUGGAAUGAGAUAACCAAAGUUGUAAUUCAUAAGUCUGUUUAUCGUUUCCUUUUCUCAUGAUUCUGUGUUCUCUUAGUCGAUACUAAUCUGUUACAUCUUGCUGACUUAUAUUCUAUUUUAAAUACAAAAUCAUGAUUAGGAUAGGAACGAAGGAUCCUCCACUGUCACUUGCUACUACACACUCUAAUAAAUCACUGUACAUAUCAAUAAAUAGGAUAGCCGAGAUAUAUUAAAAUGAACUUAUUGA
Molecule: messenger RNA, 1923 nt
Organism: Pocillopora verrucosa
Lineage: Eukaryota; Metazoa; Cnidaria; Anthozoa; Scleractinia; Pocilloporidae
Source: RefSeq, a predicted model, not a curated record